Molecule: messenger RNA, 1104 nt
Organism: Baudoinia panamericana UAMH 10762
Lineage: Eukaryota; Fungi; Ascomycota; Dothideomycetes; Mycosphaerellales; Teratosphaeriaceae
Exons: 3
Coding region: 163-1017 (284 amino acids)
Source: RefSeq, a predicted model, not a curated record
CGCGUCGCCUCACUUCACGCAAAGCCCAGCUGUCCACUUUCCACGUCCUCCCCAAAGCAUCCCACGAACAUUUCGCCUGUUUGGGUCCUCCAUCUCUUCCUGCACAGCUCAUCAUCCCAACAGUGAUCUGGCACUACGUCCCAAGAGAGCGUACCGACAGAUAUGAGUCCAACGCCGGAAUCCCAAACCUCGCCACUACCGGCCUCUCCCGACCGCAAUGCUGACUUCGCUGACGCCUCCGAUCGCGCCAUGGCAGCGGCUCUGCCUAGCAAUCUCCGUGGGACUCCAUUAUCAUCUCGAGCUCCGUUCUCAUCAUCUCCUGCUCCCCUUCCUCGUCCUGGCCCGCGAUCCGGGUUCAAGCUUAAUACGGGUGCCGAAUUUGGUCGUGGUCGUCCCCCGAAAAAGAAGGCCAACACAGCGUCAGUGGUCGACGAUGAACCCACAGGCUCUCGUAGCACCUGUCAGAAGAGAGCCGGUGACGAUGGUGUCUUCGCUCGUCCCACCACGCCGGCUUCAGCCACGGCGGAGUCAAAGCGCACCACGGCGUCCAAAGCUGAGGGCGGACGCAAGCGCAAGGCGGCCACCGGACCCCGCGAAGUCCCCGCGAAAGCUAUUCCCCUUUGCUACGACGACUGCGAGCCCUUCGACAAAAUGCUCGUCGACAUGCGCGCCGAGAAUAAGCCUUGGCCAGAGAUCCGCGAAGCCUGGAACAAGCUGACGGGCCACAAAGCGCCCUUCUCUAGCCUGCCGAACCGCUACGCCCGCAUGAUGAUCAAUUUUACCGUCAUCAAGGAGGAGGAUAAGCCGAAGAUGUUGGAGGCGAAGCAGGAGAUUGAGAGGGAGUUUGAGGAGGUCAAGUGGGAGAAGAUUGCUGAGAGGGUGGCGGAAAAGGGUGGGGAUGCUUACAAGGGCGGGGCGAUUUGCAGGCUGUACAAGAAGAUCAUGGCCGAGGCGAAUAUCAUGCCCCCGGAGGGCGUCAGGGAUGGAGACUUCGAGGUUGACAGCGGAGACGAGUGAAUGUUGCCGAACAGGUUGGUGUGGCCGCGAGUGCUUAUGAUGAGGGAUGCGAAAUGACAAGGGCUCAGUAGCGUGGAGAAGCAAGCG